CUAAGACAACACAUCUCACUCUACCUCACUAACCAUAACACCUUCUUCCAUCUCUCCUUGUUUCCCUCUCUUUUCCCCCUCCUCCCUCCCUCCGUAGCUGAGCAGAGGGUAAGGCUGUCAGCUGAUGAGAGGAGGAGGGAGUACUAUGACGAACAGAGGAACGAGUUUGAGAACUAUGUGGAAGAGGAGCGCGAUGAGCAGGAUGAGAGGACACGGGAGAAGACAGAGCAGUGGCGUGAGUUCCACUAUGAUGGACUCUACCCCCGUUAUCCCCGCGGUUGGUGAGCAUGCUCCAUAGGCCAAGGAGAUCAGAACAUAGUGCACCAGCCUGUGAUUGGCAGGACCCUGUGUCAAUUAAGACACCUAGCCUAUCAGACGGACAUAACAAGAGCAUGGGRGGUGGCCAAACCAUCACUCAUCUAGGAGUAAAAAGGUUUAAGUACAAAACGAUUAAACUCAAUUUUAAAUUGGUAAUAUUAUGUAAUAUUUUGUAACGUUUAAAGACUUUGGGUGUGGCAGGUCAAGUUCGAAAAAGGAGGCUGUCGUGAUUGGUUGUGUGUUUCUAUGCAUGCUUAUUUCAAUCUCUAUCUUUGUGCAUGUAUCUGUGUGGUGUACUGUUUGGUGUGGUCUGUGUAUCUUUCACAUCUGUCUGUGUAUCAAACUGUGUGSUCUUUUCUGUAUUGUAACUGUAAUCACAAAUAUGAAACCUGUAACUGUAAUUCAGAACCACAGACACCAAUAAAGACAAUACUAAAAUGUA
Messenger RNA from Salvelinus sp. IW2-2015, 760 nucleotides. RefSeq names its product unique cartilage matrix-associated protein. Gene Ontology annotation, biological process: regulation of osteoblast differentiation; embryonic skeletal system development. Gene Ontology annotation, cellular component: extracellular matrix. NCBI's taxonomy places the organism in Eukaryota, Metazoa, Chordata, Actinopteri, Salmoniformes, Salmonidae. The record is from RefSeq and is a predicted model, not a curated record.